This is a messenger RNA of Pocillopora damicornis (cauliflower coral), 1401 nucleotides long. RefSeq lists its product as uncharacterized. The record is from RefSeq and is a predicted model, not a curated record. Lineage: Eukaryota; Metazoa; Cnidaria; Anthozoa; Scleractinia; Pocilloporidae.
AUUUAACCACAAAAAAAUAGCAUCAAGUGCUCACUGUAGAAGAUUCUGUCUGUCAAGAAUGAAGCUUUUGACUUCAGGUGAUGUUGAAUUAAAUCCAGGUCCUCUUCAAGGUGUCAACACUCAAACUACAUUGUCAUUAAGCUCCACCAUGUUGUUAAAUUUUCAAUUACAUCAGCUAGGACUGAGACUCCUUGAUGUGGGUGGUACAGGUGAUUGUUUCUUUAGAGCUGUUUCUCAUCAGUUGUAUGGUGAUCCAAGUCACCACUUGAAAAUCAAACAAGGUGGUAUUAAUUAUCUCAGGACAAAACCAGAAAAUUUCAUUGAAAGCAAUACCCACAGUUCAUGGGAUGACUAUUUGGUUAAUAUGUCUCUGCAAGGUUCAUGGUGUGAUGCAAUCAUUGUUCAGGCAAUUGCUGAGUCAAAAAACUUGAGAAUUCAUAUUGUAGAAUCCAAUGAAAAUUUUUCUGAUACAACUUUAAUUGAACUGGCACAUUUAUUGCAACAACCUCCUACAACAAUUUAUUUAGGUCAUGUAAGCGAAGAACAUUAUGUAUCAACAGAACCAUAUAUGUGUAGCUCUAGUUCAUUAGAAAGUCAGCAUAUUGAUAAUUUAUACAAAAUAGAACAAAAGUUGUCUCUGAAGAAUCACAUAAUGCCAGCCUAAAAAGGAAAAAAAGCAUGUACAUGAGCGAAUAAAGGAAAAAGAAAAAGGCCAGUGAAAGUAGGAAGCAGACAUCUAAAAUCAAUGAAGAAAGCGCCAAAAGGAAUUGCAAUCCUUACCUGAGGGAAUAUAUGAAAAAAAGGAGAACUGAUGAAGGUAGGAUGCAAAAAUCAAACAACAGGAAUAGCGGUGUUCUGUCUGGGCUAGAUGACCAAAGUUUUACCACUAAGAAAAACCAAGACAAACAAUGUCACUGUGAGAUAACAAAUCAGAAUAGAGAAUGUCAAAUUAGAGUAGCAACAACUGCUGCAAAAAGUAAUAAUGAUGAAGACCUAAGUGAGAAUCAUCACAUUUCAAAUUUUCAUGAAAUAGCAUCACAGGGUCUAUUACACAUCUGUAGCUGUUGCGACCAGCUAUGGUAUAAACAUAGUGUUGCUUCAGCCUAUACAUUAAAGAAAUCAAAGCCUACAGCUGGGGAAAAAUACCUUAUAAACAAAGUAAGUGUCAAACAUAAAGAGUGGCUUUGCAGAACAUGCUACAAGUACUUAAUAAAGAAUAAAGUUCCUCAAACUGCUAUUUUGAACAGCAUGCAAUUUCCAAAACAACCAGAUUUUUUUUGACUUGAAUGAACUUGAAUUUAGACUUUGUAGACCAAGACUUGCAUUUCAAAAAUUAAUGCAAGCUCCAAGGGGAAGGCAGUUCAAAAUUCUUAGAAAUGUAGUUUAUGUAGUGGCAGAAGU